Hemiscyllium ocellatum (epaulette shark) is the source of this 5717-nucleotide messenger RNA. It is a transcript of the gene slc35a4, whose product is annotated as solute carrier family 35 member A4. The record is from RefSeq and is a predicted model, not a curated record. Gene Ontology annotation, molecular function: pyrimidine nucleotide-sugar transmembrane transporter activity. The coding region runs from base 9 to 986 and encodes 325 amino acids. Gene Ontology annotation, cellular component: Golgi membrane. NCBI's taxonomy places the organism in Eukaryota, Metazoa, Chordata, Chondrichthyes, Orectolobiformes, Hemiscylliidae. Gene Ontology annotation, biological process: pyrimidine nucleotide-sugar transmembrane transport. The transcript has a single exon.
GAAAAGAAAUGGAAACUCUCGAAGAUCCUGGUACUUUUGGUUUGUCUCCUGCGAAGGGCCGGAUGAGGGAUCAGGUCGGCUGGGGGCUUGUGCUGCUUCUCUCUGUGCUUGCCUAUGGUUCGCAUGCGCCUUUGAUCAGCCUGUGCAAGGUGGGCGGGAGGGUGCCCUUCAGUUCCUCCUCUGUUGUUGUUCUGGUCGAGCUGGUGAAGCUCACCGUGUCUUCCGUGUUAUUCCUAGCUCAUGACCACGGUUCUUCCGCCAGCAGGGACGCCAUCUCAGCAUGGGCAGCCCUCCCGUUUGCUGUGCCCGCCUCCCUGUACGCAGUCAACAACAACCUGGUCGUCCACAUGCAACAUCAUAUGGACCCCGUGACCUUUCAGGUGCUGAGCAAUCUGAAGAUUGCAGCCACUGCUGCCUUCUACAGCCUGCUGCUCCGCCAGUGGCUGUCCGCGCGCAAAUGGCUGGCGCUCUGUCUGCUGAUGGCAGCUGGGAUUUGCCACACUGGUGCCAUGCAUGGCCAGGCAGGAGAGAGAGAGCCAAUGACCCAUGACCGCAUGUACAUCACUCUGCAGGGUGCGAUCGCCAUUGCUGCCUACUGCUCGAUAUCCGGCCUCUCUGCAGUGUACACGGAGUGGGCUCUGAAGUCCCAGCCGCUGCCCCUCAACCUCCAGAACUUGUUCCUGUACACAUUUGGUGUUGCAGUCAACUUGGUGGUGCACACAGCCAGCUCCCCCUCCACCAGCUUCUUCCAGGGCUACUCGGUCUGGGUUGCUGUGAUAGUUGGCAGCCAGGCUCUGAAUGGCUUGCUGAUGUCAGUCAUCAUGAAGUACAACAACAGCAUGACCAGACUCUUUGUCAUUUCCUGCUCCAUGUUAGUUAAUGCAGUCCUCUCCAUCUUUUUGUUUAACCUCCAGCUCACCCCAUUGUUCUUUGUAGCAGUGGGGCUGAUCUGCCUGGCUAUUCACCUCUACUAUCGAGUUAGGUAGUACUGACUGACAGGAUUGUAGUGUUUUUGGAUUCAGAUUGUAACCUCCCUAUCCCAUCCAAUCUGUUUUAGUUUUACAGAAUACCUUUUUGUGCUAAGCUUUCUAACUCUGACUCCCACCGGGUUUGGUCUACCUUGCCUCAUGGGACAUGAUGUUGAUUUUACUGAAGUGAAGAUGGUUAAAGUAAGGGAAUCACCAUAGAAUUGAGCUGUUAGUUUACAACAUCUUAAUGUCUCAACACGGGAACCAUUGUUCUUCACAUUCUUACUGUUGGGACUUUAGCCACUACUGCUUCAUCUCCUGCAUCUCUCUGUCACAUGGCUUGUCACCCUAAGGAGAUGUUCUUUAAACAAAAGCAUUUUCCUCUUUAAUUUCUAUGAAUUUUUGUUUGGAUGAUAUUUGAAACCAAAAACUUCAAAUCAGUUUAUGUCAUUAUUUUACUUCUGGGGCCCUCUCUCUUUUGUUUGGUGCUGUGUGACUUCCUGCUGGCUAUUGAGAGUCCAGAGCCACUCCCCUAGCGAGCGAGCCAGACUGAUAUUGGGUUUGCUGGAGACAGAAAAUUGAAGCAAAGGAGAACUCAAAACAAAACUUCAUGGGCCUCCCUUUUGUCUUUUUACUAAUUAUUUAUUUCAAUAGGAAAGCGAUCUUAGUCUUAAAAAGAGGAACAGGCUAUUCAGCCCUUCUAAUCUACUUUAUAAGAGAUAAGAAUAGGAGUGGACAGUUCAAACCCCAAGCCUGCUUUAUCAGUCAAUAAGAUUGUAUCACUUUGCUCGCCCUCGGUUUUCCUCUGCUAACAAACUGCUUCGAUCCAAGUCUGGAAGCCUUCACUUUGUAAUUCUGGAAGAGAGGGUUCCAGAUUUCUAUCAGCCUCUGUGUAGAGAUAGGCUGACCAACAUAAAACAAGGGUCAAGCUCGAAUUGUAGACAGGUUAAGAGCUGGCAGAAGAAAAACGAUUUCAUGUUUUAAGCAUAAGCCCAACCUGAAUGCCUUCUGAUGAAAGAUUAUCUCAAGAAACAUAUUCUGCCCAAAACACACAAUAACACUAUUACAGCUUAACUGAUCCAUUCCACACUCAGCCUGCACUAUCUUUCUAUCUUUCCCUUUAACAAGUGGUUAAUCAUUAGGGUGGAGUUCUAUUGGUGUCAUUCAUAGCUCUGGUAAUCUGCUGUUCAACUACAAAUGGCAUCACAAUCACACUUUAUUUGGUUCGAUGAUGCCUCUGGGCAGCGAUCUAGAGGUGGAAAAACUCUACCCCUUAACACUCAGUCUUGAAAUUGACUUUGUAGAAUUUCUCCUGCACACAUGAACUAACUCAGCAUGGACCAGACAGUGUUUCAGAAACUUUUUAUUUGAUCUUCGUGACUCUCAUUAUCCGUGGCGUUGCCUGGUUCAAUAUCUGAUCAGUGGUGGUCCCCUCACCCCAGGAUAAAGCUGCCCUGUUGUUUGUGGGUUGGCUUUUUCUUGGUCAUUGAGGGACAGUUGCCUGAUUUCAGUCCUGAUGGAGGGCAGUUCCUGAAUGAAUAGCACAUCCUUCCUGGCUUCAUCGUUUUGAUUAUCCAACAGGGAGGAUAGGCUGGCAGUGGGCCUCAGUGUCCAGUUUCCAUUUGGCAAACGCAGGAUGUUAGGAAGUCUUCAGAAGGUUGCCUCAGUUCUAAUGCAAUUGAGGGGCUGUUACAAGAACUCUGCUUCCUCACCCCUCUGCAGCAACCUCUGUUGCCGGACACCACAGCACUUUUGUUAGCUCUUCCCCCAUAACAAUCGAGGGCAUUCACCUCAGGGGUAGUGAUGAUUUCAGGGAUCAGAAGGGGUUUUCAUGAGUUGUGAUGUCCCCUACAGUUAACCUGAGCAAUAUUGAAGCUUUCCUGUGAAGGAAAACCACCUUGUGUAGGUUGCAUGUGGGCACACUCCAUUGUGUGAUGUUCCCCCAUCUGUCAUAGUGAUCUCUGAUAUCUGUUUCCCAGUGGCUGUUUACAUCCAUGGUUCAAUUUUCCUUUAAGUUAAAAGUCAAGAGAAUUGGCUAAAACAAAGUCUGUCUUUAUUUUAAGGUGGCAGCUGACUGGGGUAUCUCCAACAAGGUUUUAUAUAUUGCCAGGAGAUUUUUCCAAGACCCUGUCUUCUGUCUGUUAACACCAUCAUUAACUAUAGACAGUGACACUGUGUCUUGUGACAUUUCAAAAAUUCAAUGCAUCUAGAAUAAUCUCACUAUGUUUACAUAUCAUACUUAAACUCAGUUUAAAAUUCCUUAACCAUUGUGUAGUUUUCUGUGUUGACGCAAUAUGAACAUUUAAAAAUAUAUAAAUGCUGCACACGAAAUCACAUUGUAAUAACGAUUAUUAGAAAUGUAGAGGAAAUUUUUUUUCUUCAUUGAAAAUAAUGAUUUCGAAAUCUGUUUUCAGUGUUCAGGUUUAAAUGCUUGCUUUUUUAGCUGUUUGGCUGCAGAGGCAGCUGCUCAUGCUGCUUUAAGGUUGCAAUAGCAGCUUGCACCAAAAACUCAAUGAUGUACACAUAUUCAUGCAUGCCUUAUCCCGAAUAUUCUCAUUUAUGCUAGAAAUACCGAAUUGAAAGUUCCUGAGGCGAUGCAGUGAUGUGAUGAGUUUAGAGACUUGCCUUACACAUCAGGGGAGCUCUGUUCAAAAGAAAUCCCAUGUUAAAGUCUCUUGCCUGGUCACCCACAGGGAUUCUGCAACUUUCCAGAUAACCCACACUCCUAACCUCGAGGUAGUGAGCUUACAAUGGCAGUGUUACCCUUGGAUGAAGCUAGAGGAUUGUUGGUGUCUGUGUGAGGAAUUCACAGCCUGGAGGGUGUGUUGCCCUGUCUGUGCACACUACUGAUGACCAAAGCUGAAACUCUUGUGUUUCAUGCUCCUCAACAUCCUGUGCCUUUCCUCCAGAAUUCACCCAAACAAACACAAGGCUAUUUUAACGUUUUUCAUGUUAAGGGGUUUUUUAUGUAAUUUUAUAUGGAUUUCUUGGAUACCAACUUCAGGUUUUUCGUAAACUUUGCACGUUUUAAUUUUUGUUUUCAAUACAUUUUUUGUAGAAACUGAAGUUUCAGUACCACCAUUGAAUUUUAAAUUGGGGAAUGUGUUGCAAUUAAUGCAAAGCAAUUCCCUUUUAUAUGUACUCAACUCUUCUCCUCAACACUGCCAUGUCUUGAGAAGAGGGCAAAUAUUUCUUUACUGACUGAAAAUAAUUGAUGAAGUUUUUGUUAACAUUCACAACUUGAAGCAGUGUUUUGCCUUGGGUCACAUACAGAAUCAAUGAAUAAAUAAAUAUGUGUGUUAAUUGAAUUAAUCCUACUUUUCCUAAAUCUCAGUUUAGGAAUGUCCAAAGCAAAAGAUCUGCCCAGAGCAGCAGAUGCAAUAGAUGCUGGAUAAAAUUUAUCUCUCUCACUUUCUUUAUCUCCCUCAAACAUGCAUGCGUACACCGUCUCUCACGUACAAUGGAGGUGCCAGUGUUGGAUUGAGAUUGACAAAGUCAGAAGUCACACGAUACCAGGUUAUAAUCCAACAGGAUUAUUUGAAAUUGCAAACUGAAAUUGUGAUUUCAAAUAAACCUGUUGGACUACAGGCUGGUGGCAUGUGACUUCUGACUUUCUCUCUUUGUCUCUCACACUUGCACUUAAUUGAGCGGAUACCAUUGUGCUACAUAUGAAUGAUUAUGCUGUUGGAUGAGUUCACACUUUGACUUUAAGACCACUGGUUUGGGUGCAGAAAGUGACCUAACCUUUAAAAUUAUAUUCUUGAUGACAAAGCCUGGCUUACUGUGGCUGUAGAUAAUGUUUGGCUGGUGCAGAAUUUCCUGUAAACAAUGCAAUGGAGUAAUUUAGUUUUAAAGAUUGGGAUAUUUGUGUCUGUGUUGUCUCCCAGUUUCCUCCAAGCUAGUUCAUACUUUAUCAAAACAACUGCAUGUUAACAGACCCCCAUGUAAAAAUGCAGUAAAUCUUCUGAAUUUUUACCAGUCCUUAUGGACUUGUUAACUUACAUGUGCAGUGGGACCCAUGACCACAUUUCAGCUGUUAAACAGUUUUCUACAGUAAUCAAAUGUUUUCCCUGAGACAUAUAACAAUUUAUCAAGUGUCAUCAAAAUAACUUUGUGUUUUAAACAGAUGCAUGUUUUUUCCAUUUUUAACAUUCCUUUUAUUUUAUGACAUAUUAAUGAGGUUUUCAUGAAAUUACACAGUGACUCAGUGCUUGAAAGAGUAGUGCAAAUUCAUCCGUGGCUUACCAGUUAGACUUUCAAUUUUUUUUCUCCCUGUGAAAUGAAUUUGUUAUCAGGGAAUGAAAUUGUGAUGAUCUCCAAUUUAUAAUCCACCCUUCCCACUUCUACCAUCUUACACACAGGAUCCGUCCCGAUAAUGCAAUAGAAAUCAGUCAGAACAAGUAAUUUGGGCCUGCCAUCCAGUUACUGGGAAUCAGGAUGCUUUUUUUUUAAACCAGAGUUUCAUGUCCAGUUACUUUCCCUUUGCAAUGGCCUGCAAACAAACAAGAAAAACAGACCCAGCUUUGACCUCAAAUAUAGAUGGUGUUAAUGUUCUUUCCAAACUUUCUUUUUUAAGAUUUUCAAUGCAAUGAGUUAGUUUUCGUUAUUAAGAAAAGGAAAGUACAUUGGGCUGUUUAAAAUUUUGCAAAACAGAAAUGUAACUUGGGAACUCUGGAAGAAUGCUAUCAUCGUAAUGUAAACAUAAUCUCUAAGUUAUGUUAUAUAAAUUAAAGAUAUUUUAUAAAGUUA